AUGAUUCCAAAUUACACAAACUGGAUAUGGCAUGGGGAAUUGCCAGACAAUCCAACAUUGUCUCACACUGAGGCAAUCGAUGUAGAUAUGGGUUGUCGUAUAGAAGAAAUGAUUCGCGACCUUGGGCAGGAUGGUUUUCGGCAAGCACAUGCUCCUUUGUAUGACAAAAUAGAGAAUGAUUCAAAGACUCCUGUGUAUUCUGGGUGCACAACAUUCACAAGGUUGUCUGCAGUCUUAGCUUUGGUCAACUUGAAGGCACGAUUUGGCUGGAGUGACAAGAGCUUUACUGAAUUGCUAGUGUUAUUGAAAAAGUUGCUUCCUGAAGAUAACACGUUGCCAAAGAGUCAAUACGAGGCGAAGAAGAUCUUAUGUCCAGUGGGAAUGGAGUACCAGAAAAUCCAUGCAUGCCCAAAUGAUUGCAUAUUGUAUAGAAAUGAGUAUGCAAAAAUGCGCACAUGCCCAACAUGUGGUGUAUCCCGCUACAAGGUCAACAACCAUGAAGAGAGUGAUGUUGCAACCGCAGAGAACAGUCAUCCAACAAAGGUUUGUUGGUAUCUUCCAAUAAUACCAAGGUUUAGGCGAUUGUUUGCUAAUAGAUAUGAUGCAAAACAGUUGAUGUGGCAUGUUGAAGGCAGAAAAAUUGAUGGAUUGCUCCGACAUCCGGUUGAUAGUCUGCAAUGGAAGGCAUUCGAUGCUUUGUAUCCUGAUUUUGGGAAUGAGACCAGAAAUCUAAGGCUUGGUCUUGCCUUCGAUGGAAUGAACCCUUUUGGUAACUUAAGCACCAGUCAUAGUUCAUGGCCUGUUUUGCUGAUGAUUUAUAACCUUCCUCCUUGGUUGUGCAUGAAACGGAAGUACAUAAUGCUUUGCAUGAUGAUAGCAGGACCAAGACAGCCCGGUAAUGAUAUUAACGUGUAUCUAACUCCAUUGAUUGAAGACCUACGGACAAUGUGGGAACACGGGGUAGAUGUUUGGGAUGAGAAUUUGCAGGAGACCUUUAGGUUGCGUGCAAUGGUUUUAUGUACCAUAAAUGACUUUCCAGCAUAUGGAAAUUUAAGUGGUUACAGUGUGAAAGGCCAUCACGCAUGUCCUAUUUGUGAGAAAAAUACAAGUUUCGUCCAACUAAAACAUAGAAAGAAAACAAUAUACACAAGGCAUCGAAGAUUUCUGAACCAGUUCCGUCCAUAUCGACGAUUAAAGAAAGCUUUCAAUGGAUCUCAAGAAAAUGAAAGUGCGCCAAAACCGUUAAAUGGUAAAGAAGUACAUGAUUGUGUGAACGACAUCAUAACUAUCUUUGGGAAGACACAAAAGAAAACCAAUAGUGAGACAAACAUCUAG
This is a messenger RNA of Glycine soja, 1335 nucleotides long. RefSeq lists its product as uncharacterized. The record is from RefSeq and is a predicted model, not a curated record. The transcript has a single exon. NCBI's taxonomy places the organism in Eukaryota, Viridiplantae, Streptophyta, Magnoliopsida, Fabales, Fabaceae. The coding region runs from base 1 to 1335 and encodes 444 amino acids.